UCCCAUGAUCCUUCAGAGUUGGAGUUUGCGCAAUGGGUUUUCCCUCGGCCCUUGUCGUCUGGUCAGUGUUCUGCUUGUUGUUGUUGUCGGUCCCUUUUAGAGGGGCAGGAGAAAAAGCAUCUACGUUAAUAUUUCCAAUUACCUGGCGCAUGAGCAGGUUACUGGGGGAUCUUCCUGCCAUGAGAGUUGACUACCAAGUCAACCUACCCCCUUCCUUCUGCAGUUGAUGGAUCUCGGGCUUCCACAGAGAUGACAGACAGUGUCAGGGCCUUCCUCCGCAAUGUUGCGACGGGGAUCAAGGACUCGAUAUUGGGAAUUGGAACCAUCUCCAAGCUGGAUGCACGCAUCCAGCAGAAAAGGGAGGAACAGCGGCGGAGAAGGGCCAGCGGGGCUUUGGCACAGAGACGGGCUCAGAGUGAGGAGCGUAAACCAGACAAUGACCCCAAAGUAGCCAGCAGGAUCUUUCAGUGCUGUGCCUGGAACGGAGGAGUCUUCUGGCUCAGUCUGUUUCUCUUUUACCGGGUGUUUAUCCCUCUACUUCAGUCUCUCUCUGCUAAAAUUAUCGGUGACCCUUCGCUCCAUGGUAGUAUCUGGUCAUGGUUAGAGUUCAUACUGACUUCUGUCUUCAGUGCUCUCUGGGUUCUCCCAUUGUUUGUCCUCAGCAAGAUUGUCAAUGCCAUCUGGUUUCAGGAUAUUGCUGACUUGGCAUUUGAAGUGUCCGGUUGUAAAGCGCAGUCCUUCCCCAGCGUCAGCAAGAUCAUCGCAGAUAUGCUAUUCAACCUCCUCCUCCAGGCACUCUUUCUCAUUCAGGGUAUGAUUGUUAGCCUAUUUCCCAUUGACGCCAUUGGACAGAUGGUCAGCCUACUGCACAUGUCUCUGCUCUAUUCCCUGUACUGUUUUGAGUACCGCUGGUUCAACCACGGCAUUGAGAUGCACCAAAGGCUGUCCAAUAUUGAGAGGAACUGGCCAUAUUACUUUGGCUUUGGUUUGCCCAUGGCUUUGUUGACUGCCUUGCCUUCAUCAUACAUCAUCAGUGGCUGCUUGUUUUCCAUCCUCUUCCCUCUUUUCAUCAUCAGCGCUAAUGAGGCCAAGACACCAACAAAGCUGUACCAUUUUCAGCUGCGUCUCUUCUCGCUAGUGGUGUUAAUCAGCAACAAGCUUUUUCACAAGACGGUCCACCUGCAGUCCUCAAUGACAUUGUCAACAUCCUCGGAGAGACUCGCAUCCCCCAACGCCUCCCCGGUCCGACAAAGACUUCUGCCAACCCAGUGAUGAUGAUGAUGAUGAUGAUGAUGCAUGAAGGAACCUUGCUUAAUGUGACAAAGAUUUUUCCAGAAGGAUUUCCUUAUUGUGUUUUACAGCACUGGGCUUACAUGUUUUUACUCCUCUUUGGCCCUUUUAUUAAUAUUCAUUUGUCCACUAUGUCAGUGUGACAUAUAAAUUCCCUGUGCCUCACACUCAAAACACAUAAUGCACACAAAAUUUUUUUUUUUUUUUUUUUUUUUUUUUUUUCACUCAUUUUGUAUAACGUGCCAUUUCGGUGACUGUCCUUUAAAAAAAAUAGCAGCACAAUAAAUCAAAUAAGUAUAAAUAAAAAAGAUUUUUUUCUGGAAUGGAGACUAUUUGGCAUUUAGGAAGAAACAUGUUUCCUUUUAGAAGCAACCGGGUUAUUUGAUGGUGGAAGUUUCAGAUGUUCCUGUGACUGUCAGGUUAUGGUGUGGCGGCAGUUCCAGGAAGUGUGAUGUUAAGUCAGUGGGUAUUUUUUUUUUAAAUAAAUUAAAAAAUUUUAAAAACGAGCUGUUAAGUGAGGAGGUGAAAUGAUUUGGGACCAUCCUAUGUUUACUUUCCCAAGUUUCCUCAAAUUAAAGUGGGAGCUGUAUUCAUUGCCAACUACAGGACGGUUGGUUUAGUCUUCAUAAACUUAUUCAGUGAUAAAUUUCAUGAUGCCGCCAAGCUAAAAAACU
Molecule: messenger RNA, 1964 nt
Organism: Syngnathoides biaculeatus (alligator pipefish)
Lineage: Eukaryota; Metazoa; Chordata; Actinopteri; Syngnathiformes; Syngnathidae
Gene: ei24
Product: EI24 autophagy associated transmembrane protein
Exons: 11
Coding region: 250-1272 (340 amino acids)
Biological process (GO): macroautophagy
Cellular component (GO): endoplasmic reticulum
Source: RefSeq, a predicted model, not a curated record